GACAGGGAAGAGAUAGGGAAGAGAUCGAGAAAAGAGGGAGAGAAACAGACUCGACAGGGCAACGAAAGGAGAUAUUGCCCUUCUUUUGACCGAGAUUGAACCCUUUGCCAACCCUCUCACCUCCCUUAUUCUCCUUGACCCUUCCAAUCCUCCCAACCUGCCAACUUAUCGUCUGGACCCCGCUAAAACGUCUCCAGCACGAUUACGCGAUUGGCGUUUCCUCCUCCCAUCCCUCGCCCGCUACCAAAGUCUUUCCCACUCCUAGUCUAAUCGACAAGUCGCUUUCCCAUCAAAACAAAACAGCCAACUCCCAAAACCCACCGCCACCUCCCAAAACCUAAUAAUAAUACCCCUCGACACGCCGCAGACAGACUUAAUCCCAGCCAUAACAAGUCGCAGCAGCCAUGGCGGAAUUCGUUCGCGCGUCCAUCUUUGGCACGCAGUUUGAGAUCACUUCAAGGUAUUCGGAUCUCCAGCCGGUUGGCAUGGGAGCAUUUGGCCUCGUAUGCUCGGCCAAGGAUCAGCUCACAGGACAACAUGUUGCGAUCAAGAAGAUUAUGAAGCCCUUCAGCACUCCGGUCUUGUCGAAGCGGACUUACCGUGAGCUGAAGCUGCUGAAGCAUCUCAAGCAUGAGAAUGUCAUUUCCCUCAGCGACAUCUUCAUUUCCCCGCUCGAGGACAUCUACUUCGUCACCGAGCUCCUCGGCACCGACUUGCACCGCCUCCUCACGUCCCGCCCCCUCGAAAAACAAUUCAUCCAAUAUUUCCUCUACCAAAUCCUCCGUGGUCUCAAAUACGUCCACUCCGCCGGCGUCGUCCACCGCGACCUCAAGCCCUCCAACAUCCUGGUAAACGAGAACUGCGAUCUCAAGAUCUGCGACUUCGGGCUCGCGCGCAUCCAAGACCCGCAGAUGACGGGAUACGUGUCGACGCGGUACUAUCGCGCGCCGGAGAUCAUGCUGACGUGGCAGAAGUACGACGUGGAGGUAGAUAUCUGGAGCGCGGGGUGCAUCUUUGCGGAGAUGUUGGAGGGGAAGCCGUUGUUUCCGGGGAAGGAUCAUGUUAAUCAGUUUUCGAUUAUUACGGAGCUGUUGGGGACGCCGCCGGACGACGUUAUUCAUACAAUUGCGAGCGAGAAUACCCUGCGAUUUGUUCAAUCCCUCCCUAAGCGCGAAAGAAAGCCAUUAAUAGACAAAUUCAAGAACGCCGGUCCUGAAGCCGUCGACCUCCUCGAGCAAAUGCUCGUCUUCGACCCCCGCAAGCGCGUCAAGGCCACCGACGCCCUAGCACACGAGUACCUCUCCCCUUACCACGACCCCACCGACGAGCCGGCAGCGGAGGAGAAGUUCGAUUGGUCGUUUAACGAUGCGGAUUUGCCGGUGGAUACUUGGAAGAUUAUGAUGUACUCCGAGAUCCUCGACUACCACAACGUGGACGACGCAGGCGGCGACCCGGAGGUGAAGAUGGAUGAGCAGAUACCGAUUUAGGCACCCACCCACCUUAGCGGAGUCGGGGGUCGGUCGCGGUGUCGGAGAAAGGCAAGGAGUUCAUAUCAGCGGGUGAGAGGGUGGUGGGGGAGGGGGGGCGUGAUAAUCUUCUAGACCAAAGUAAUUGCGGAUCUAAAAGAGAUAUCUACCCUCCAAUAUGAGGAAGCCGAACGAAAUGGGCCUGCGGGAGUGCCUGGUAGAUGUGUGCAGGGGCAGUAAGAGUGAGCGGGAGAAAAGGGAGUGGGCAUAGUACGCGUUUUUUAUUUUGUAUAAGGACGGAUUUAUUUUUGGUCCUAUAGACGCGCACAGAACACAGAACACAUUCAUACGUUUAUUUUUUAUUCUAUAAAGGGAUAUAUAUAGUAAAGAAGGGACAUACACAUCAUUACCAUCA
This is a messenger RNA of Pseudogymnoascus destructans, 1881 nucleotides long. It is a transcript of the gene HOG1, whose product is annotated as MAPK protein hog1. Gene Ontology annotation, cellular component: cytoplasm; nucleus. Gene Ontology annotation, biological process: cellular response to oxidative stress; stress-activated MAPK cascade; osmosensory signaling pathway. NCBI's taxonomy places the organism in Eukaryota, Fungi, Ascomycota, Leotiomycetes, Thelebolales, Thelebolaceae. Gene Ontology annotation, molecular function: ATP binding; MAP kinase activity. The record is from RefSeq and is a predicted model, not a curated record. Bases 405 to 1487 code for a protein of 360 amino acids. The transcript is spliced from 8 exons.